UCUUCCUCCCUCGCUUUGCAUUUGUGGGAGGGAGCCUGGUGCACACAUUAAUAUUCCCACUGCUGACAGGAGGCACAUUCAGUGAGAUCUGAGCAAGAUGCAGCCCCUGUCCCUGCUGUAUGGGAGCUAUCAGAGAUCCUGACUGCAGGUACCUGGAUUUAUCAGCCAGGGCAGCAUCCUGGAACAUUACCCCCUAGGUGGAAUUACAAAUUAAGGCCGCUGGGGAUUUGAGACACUGGCUAUAGAACGCUGCAGCAGUGUGAGCCAUGGCAGAGGUAAAGUGCAGCAGCAGCACUGGGUCUCCCACUACUAAUGGGCUGGUGGCAAAUGCAGAGCUGGAGGUGAAGAAGCUGCAAGAGCUGGUGAGGAAGCUGGAGAAGCAGAAUGAGCAGCUGAGGAACCGAGCCAGUGCCGUGAGCAACUGUACGCCAAGCCCACACCUGCUGCUGCAGCAUCAGCAUCCUCCUUCUGUGGUGCAUCAGUCAGGGACAUGCAUCCUCUCUUCCCCUGUGCUCACACGGCCCGCAGGGCUCUGCCUUCCCAGUCCCGUGCCCACCUUGCUGUGCACUUCAGCAGUGGCCGGCAGCCUGUUUUCCCCAGAAUCCUUGGGCUGUUUUAGUACCAACAAAAGGCUGCAUUUGUCCUGCAUCAAUGCUGCAGAGGGGCCCCAAAAUGACUGCACAGUUCCAGGAUCUACCCUACUGGAUGAGGUGCAGGUCCUGGAUCUGGAAGACGGGUAUUGCAGUGGCGAUGAGGAUACCUGGUUAUAUGUCUCACCUACAAAGGAUCAGAGGACAUUUGACUCAUCCGUGAGUCCACUGCAGUGGUGUAGGCAAGUUCUGGACCAUCCAUCGCCUGAGAUAGAAGCAGCUAAGCGAUCCCUGUGCUUCAGACUAGAGCAAGCUGGUCGAUGGAGGAGUCUCUUUUCCACUCCUGUAUCCAUGUCUUUUCCUUAUAGUCCUGUUGCGAGACUCACUCCAUAUUGCAACACUCCCAGCGUCCUUAAAAACACAACUAAAGCAAUACUAACACCUGAGAAAACAGGUUACACUGUAAAGACUUCCCAUCUGAGCCCCCAGUCUUCAGUAGACAGUGAACUGAGUACGUCUGAGCUAGAAGAUGAUUCCAUCUCUAUGGGAUACAAACUACAAGAUCUCACAGAUGUUCAGAUCAUGGCUAGAUUACAGGAAGAAAGCCUUAGGCAAGACUUUGCAACUACCUCUACCUGCAGUUCAGUAUCACGGCCUCGCUCCAGCUUUUCACUGUAUUCUGGGAAGAAACUAUCAUGCUCUAGUGAUCAGGAUUCAGAUCGCUAUAGUGUUGAAGAAGAUGAUGAAGAUUUUGAUCAUUUGCCACCACCUCAGCCUCGACUGAGCCGUUGCUCUCCACUCCAGAGAGGCCUUUCUCAUUCUCAGACUUUUUCUAGCAUUAGAGAUUGCAGGAAGAGUCCAAGCUCCCAAUUUUUAAAUGGAUAUCAGCAAUAUAACUAUUCCUCUCAGCCUCAAACAACAGAGCAGUCACAAAGCAGGACAAAUGCAGAUAAACUCCGCAGAAGUAUGCCUAAUUUGGCUCGAAUGCCAAGUACAAAUAAUAACCCUGUUGUGUCAAUGACCACUGUGCGCAACAGCCAGAGCUUUGAUUCCAAUCUGCAUGGUGCAGCAAAUGGAGUUUCCAGAAUGCAGUCCAGUAUUCCUUCUCCAGGCCAGCUUCAGCAAAGAGUACACAGUGUAGGCCAUUUUCCAGUGUCUGUAAGACCCCCUCUGAAAGCCACUGCCUACGUCAGCCCGACUGUGCAAGGUGGAAGUGGUAUUCCUUCAUCAACCAGUUUACAGUCAUUAUCUAGCUCUGGAAUUCCUAUGCCAAACAAGACCACAAGUGCAGCAACUAUUGGACGCAGUGCUCUUCCAAGGCCAGCAUUAUCAACUGCAAAUGGCAGCAGCAUACCCCGCAGCAAAAUAGCACAGCCACAGAGAAGUUUUCUUCAACCACCGAAAACCUUGGCUUCACUGAGCACGCUGCGAGAUGGAAAUUGGAGGGAUGGAUGCUACUGACAUCUUUUAAAGGAGAGCACCUGUGUAUAAAGAAAGCAAUGAAGAGUUCUACAUGUCCCAGCUGGCUGGGAGAAACAUGUAUAUAACUCUUUGAGAUUUUAUUAUUUGUAAUAUAUGUUUUAUGUCAACAAAUGAUCAUACUGUAGCUCUUACAUGUUUGACGUGAGAUCAUUUCAGAUCAGCUAACUGAAGUUCAGUCCCUCACAUGUGCAAGAUUCUUGAGGAGAAACUGUUGAGGCUCCCUCUGCACGUAUGGGUUCAUACAUCAUGGUAGAACAUACAACAUAUGCAAAGAAUUAUCACUUUGUUCUGAUUUACACAUAGUAAAUCACAUUUUCAACUAACUGAACUUUUUUUAAUGAUAACCAACACAUUCAUGCUAAAAGCGGGGGUUUUUUACACUGAAGUUCUUGGAGCACUGCAAACUAUAAUAUGCCACACUUUUUUCAUUUUUGCUUUUGUUUUAUUAAAGGCAAGUACAUACAGACGCAAAAUUUGUGACACUGAACAAAGCUCAAAAUGCUGCUUAAUGAUUUGUGCCAUAGAUGCCAAUUUAUUUUUGGCAUUAUUAUCAUUUGGUGUGUCUUGGGAACCAACUGGUAAAAUAUCCAUGGGAUAUGUGUGUUUUUUCCUUUUCUCUCUCUUUCCUUUUUGUUUGCAAAAGCACAAGGGUAUAAAGUCACUACAGUUUGCUAUGGAGCCAUCUUAAAACCGUCCUCGUUUUUGUGCAUUUACAUGUUUAUUUAUUUAACUAUUUAAUGAUUUGCAAUCAUUGAAUAUUGAUUGACUUUUUGCAGCUGUACUGUAUUAUCUUCUAACAACAAGGGGAUUUGCUUUUUUAUUAUUAAAACUGGUUUACUUGCUGUCAAAUUCUGGAACAUAAGCUCUUAAAUGGACAGAAAACAUUUUGAUAGGCAUUUUACAAAAUUUUUAUUGCACUAAUGAUUUAAUAUGACUGUAUGAUUUCAUAAUUAUGAAAACUGCAUACUACUGUUUUGGAAUGUUUCAGUAAUAAAGAAUAUUUUCAUCA
Messenger RNA from Xenopus tropicalis (tropical clawed frog), 3081 nucleotides. It is a transcript of the gene slain1, whose product is annotated as SLAIN motif family member 1. Gene Ontology annotation, cellular component: cytoskeleton. The transcript has 8 exons. The coding region runs from base 267 to 2051 and encodes 594 amino acids. Lineage: Eukaryota; Metazoa; Chordata; Amphibia; Anura; Pipidae. The record is from RefSeq and is a predicted model, not a curated record.